UUUCAUUCUCUGUGGAAUCUCCUUUAGCAUUGGACAGCCAUGGAUACCAAGAGGCAUUGCACUUGUGGCUAAAUCCCAUCUUUUUAGGUUUGGAAGAACAACAAGUCGAAGGAACUCCAGUUGACUGAAUCACUGCAGGUUUUGUGAGGUUUAAGGAGAUUGAAAGGUACCGCAACCGAUAAAAAGGGAAAAAGGUCUGUAGAAACUAAGCAGCUGCUUGAUUAGCUAACGGAAGAUGCUGUGAAGCUGAUGCAGAAUGGAGAUUACAAUGGGUAUUAUGAUGAAAAGCAAGAGAGUUGCCAACGGGAAGCAGGAGGACAUUCUAUGCAUAAUGCAGACGUGGCUUCAUCAAAUUCAUAUAACACAGCUACCAAGAGCGAUGAUGCAUUUUGACAUGUUUGGUGAAGGCGACGAAAAUAUUCCAGCUAAUCCUGCCUCGAAUGGAGUUAUUACUACCGCAGCAGUUUGGGCUAUUAUUAUGUUCCAUCAUCUGGACUUUAUUGCCAUACAUCAUCAGGACAAUGGUAAUGGCAUUCAACUGUUUAAGCCGACAGAAAAUCAGGAUAUAGAUCUUCCUAUUUUUGAUUGGUCAUUCACAAUUUGUGAAGACCCGAAGUACAUUGUGAUCUGCUGCUGUACCUGUCGAAACUAGCAUCUUUUUAACUGUUUUGGCUUGGAUAUAUCAAACGUAGUUACUCGUAUAAUGAUGAAUCGGGCAUAGACCAAGAGUCGCCACAGGCUACACCCGAUGCAAGUUGAAAGAACUCGGCAUAUACCAAGAGGUGCCACAGGCAACACCCUAUGCAAAUUGAGGUUUGAUAGUUCAACCUUUGGAUAUACAAGUCGAAGUUUGGGACUGUCAAGUGCGAGGCUAAAACUUACAAUUUCUUUAUAAACUUCUACUAUACUUGAUUUACAAAAUUAACCUUGGGAGUGGAUGAUCUUAAACUUUUGACGCUUUCCCCGUGGGCUCAAGUUCAAUAAAUAUUGCCCCAUGGACAAUACUUUGGGUAAAGGACAUAAAUGGCCAUCCCGGUGAAAUUAUUGACACUCGGUGGCCCAAGAAUCUUAAAGGACAUUUUGUAGCCUUUUCAAAAUAAUUACAUUUUCUAGUCAUUUUUUAACUAAUUCCAGUAUAUGUAUAGAAGCUGUAUCAUUGUUGUAUAUGUAUCACCAUUGUGUAUGUGUAGAUACUGUAUUAUUGUUGUAUAGAAUAUUUAUACCUACAAUAUAUGUAUAGAAAAUGUAUCAUUGUUGUA
This is a messenger RNA of Lycium barbarum (goji berry), 1259 nucleotides long. RefSeq lists its product as uncharacterized. The record is from RefSeq and is a predicted model, not a curated record. Bases 257 to 652 code for a protein of 131 amino acids. NCBI's taxonomy places the organism in Eukaryota, Viridiplantae, Streptophyta, Magnoliopsida, Solanales, Solanaceae. The transcript is spliced from 5 exons.